AUGACGUCAUCGACGGCGGCGGUAACGGCAGCGAUCGAGAGGUUUCCGGUUGAGAUCUGUAAGGGAAUGAAUGGCCUCGAGAAGGUUGUCCUUCGAGAAGUCCGGGGAAGCUCCGCUGAGGUUUAUCUUUAUGGAGGACACAUAACAUCAUGGAAGAAUGAUCAUGGGGAGGAGUUGCUUUUUGUGAGUAGUAAGGCCAUUUUCAAACCUCCAAAACCAAUUCGUGGAGGGAUCCCUAUAUGCUUUCCACAAUUCUCCAACCAUGGCUCUCUUGAGCAGCAUGGAUUUGCUAGAAACAGGUUUUGGAGCAUUGACACUAAUCCCCCUCCAUUUCCAACCAACUCCUCCACUAAGACGUUUGUUGACUUGAUUCUCAAACCCACCGAAGAGGACAUGAAAAUCUGGCCUCAUAGUUUUGAGUUCCGCUUACGGGUAACUUUGGGACCUUCUGGAGAUCUUAUGUUGACUUCUCGUAUCAGGAAUACCAACACUGAUGGAAAGCCUUUUACAUUUACAUUUGCAUAUCACACCUAUUUCUCUGUUUCAGAUAUCAGUGAAGUACGUGUCGAAGGAUUGGAAACUCUAGAUUAUCUUGAUAAUCUGCAGAACAAGCAACGCUUCACUGAACAGGGGGAUGCAAUCACUUUCGAAUCAGAAGUGGACAAAAUAUACCUCAGCACGCCCACAAAGAUUGCAAUUCUAGAUCAUGAAAAGAAACGGACAUUUGUGAUCCGUAAAGAUGGGCUUCCUGAUGCAGUUGUAUGGAAUCCUUGGGAUAAGAAGGCAAGGGCAAUGGCUGAUUUUGGAGAUGAUGAAUACAAGCACAUGCUGUGUGUUGAGGCUGCUGCAGUGGAAAAACCUAUCACUUUGAAGCCUGUGGGCAGCUUGAUCCUCGGAGAGUCCUGGGCGGCUGAAAACCUGAUAUGCCCAUUUUAUCAUGUACAGGUGCCCCCUACUGCUAUAUGGGGCUAG
Fraxinus pennsylvanica is the source of this 972-nucleotide messenger RNA. The record is from the annotation of a GenBank genome assembly. Lineage: Eukaryota; Viridiplantae; Streptophyta; Magnoliopsida; Lamiales; Oleaceae.